This is a messenger RNA of Vicia villosa (hairy vetch), 3009 nucleotides long. Its product is annotated as cycloartenol synthase-like. Gene Ontology annotation, molecular function: intramolecular transferase activity. The record is from RefSeq and is a predicted model, not a curated record. Gene Ontology annotation, biological process: triterpenoid biosynthetic process. Gene Ontology annotation, cellular component: lipid droplet. Bases 327 to 2597 code for a protein of 756 amino acids. NCBI's taxonomy places the organism in Eukaryota, Viridiplantae, Streptophyta, Magnoliopsida, Fabales, Fabaceae. The transcript has 19 exons.
CAAGGGUAUUUCAGAGUCAAGUUUAUGUCUCUUGAAAGAAAUAAAUUAAAAUAAACAUAAAUAUCAAACAUUAAAAUAAGAAAUUAUACAAACAUUAAAAGAACCUAAUGAUUUUCUCUUCACUCAGUCUCUCUCUAACUAUCGUCUCCGCUGACGCUCUCUCAGUUCCUCUUGAUACAAGAAUCUCUCUCCCAACGCCAUUCAAUCGGAAACCGGAUCAAAUCAAAAGGGUGAAUCAGCACAUCCAAGAUUCAAUCGCAUCUCGCCGGAGACGGUUGCUUUCAAUCGCAUAUUCAAUCACAUCUCGCCGGACAGUUUUUUAGUAAAUGUGGAAGCUCAAGGUUGCCGAAGGAGGUAGUCCAUGGAUUCGGACACUCAACAAUCACGUCGGAAGACAGAUAUGGGAGUUCGAUCCUCAUUCCGGAUCGCCACAAGAUCUCCACGAUAUUGAAACCGCUCGCCGCAAUUUCCACGAUAAUCGCUUCACUCACAAACACAGUCACGAUCUACUUACGCGUCUUCAGUUUGCAAAAGAGAACCCUAUCAGCCAAGUUUUACCCAAAGUCAAAGUGAAAGAUAUCGAGGAUGUAACACAAGAGGCUGUCACAACAACAUUAACAAGGGCAUUGAAUUUCUAUUCAACUAUUCAGAGUCAUGAUGGACACUGGCCAGGAGAUUAUGGAGGUCCCAUGUUUCUUAUGCCUGGAUUGGUUAUUACUCUGUCUGUCACCGGGGCUUUGAAUGCAGUCUUAACCGACGAGCAUAGAAAGGAAAUGCGCCGUUACCUCUAUAAUCAUCAGAACAAGGAUGGUGGGUGGGGUUUGCAUAUUGAAGGUCCAAGCACAAUGUUUGGCUCUGUCUUGUGUUAUGUUACUCUAAGGUUGCUAGGGGAGGGACCUAAUGAUGGAGAUGGGGAUAUGGAGAAGGGACGUGACUGGAUUCUUGAGCAUGGUGGUGCUACUUAUAUAACUUCGUGGGGGAAAAUGUGGUUAUCAGUACUUGGAGUGUUUGAGUGGUCUGGAAAUAAUCCCCUGCCUCCUGAAAUAUGGCUCCUUCCAUACGCGCUUCCAGUUCAUCCAGGAAGGAUGUGGUGUCACUGCCGGAUGGUCUAUUUGCCAAUGUCUUAUUUGUAUGGCAAGAGGUUUGUUGGUCCAAUCACACCAAUAGUAUUAUCUUUGAGAAAAGAGCUUUUUACCAUUCCAUACCAUGAUAUAGACUGGAAUCAAGCUCGCAAUUUGUGUGCAAAGGAAGACUUAUACUAUCCUCAUCCGCUCGUGCAAGAUAUUCUUUGGGCAACUCUACACAAGUUUGUUGAGCCUGUUUUCAUGAAUUGGCCUGGCAAAAAGUUGAGAGAAAAGGCUAUCAAGACUGUAAUUGAGCAUAUACAUUAUGAAGAUGAGAAUACUCGUUAUAUUUGCAUAGGUCCUGUAAAUAAGGUGUUAAAUAUGCUUUGCUGCUGGGUGGAAGAUCCCAAUUCAGAGGCUUUCAAGUUGCAUCUUCCAAGGAUCUAUGAUUAUCUAUGGGUUGCUGAAGAUGGCAUGAAAAUGCAGGGCUACAAUGGAAGUCAACUAUGGGAUACUGCAUUUGCUGCACAAGCAAUUAUUUCAACUAACCUAAUUGAUGAAUUUGGUCCAACUCUAAAAAAGGCUCAUGCAUUCAUUAAGAAUUCACAGGUUUUAGAAGAUUGUCCGGGGGAUCUUGAUAAAUGGUACCGUCACAUUUCAAAAGGUGCUUGGCCUUUUUCAACUGCAGACCAUGGAUGGCCAAUAUCUGACUGCACAGCAGAAGGACUGAAAGCUGCUUUAUUGCUAUCUAAAAUUGCACCUGGGAUUGUUGGUGAACCAUUGGAUGCAAAGAGAUUAUAUGAUGCUGUAAAUGUUAUUCUCUCAUUACAGAAUGAAGAUGGUGGCCUUGCAACAUAUGAGCUCACACGAUCUUAUACCUGGUUGGAGAUAAUCAAUCCUGCUGAAACUUUUGGCGACAUUGUUAUUGAUUAUCCUUAUGUGGAAUGUACCUCAGCAGCAAUUCAAGCUUUAGCAGCAUUUGGGAAACUAUAUCCCGGGCAUCGUCGAGAAGAAAUACAACGCUGUAUAGAAAAAGCUGUUGCCUACAUUGAAAAAAUUCAAGCUUCAGAUGGUUCAUGGUAUGGUUCUUGGGGAGUUUGCUUUACUUAUGGCACUUGGUUUGGGAUAAAAGGGCUGAUUGCUGCUGGAAAGAAUUUCAGUAAUUGCUUAAGCAUCCGUAAAGCUUGUGAAUUUCUGCUGUCUAAGCAGCUCCCAUCUGGUGGUUGGGCAGAGAGUUAUCUGUCAUGUCAAAACAAGGUGUAUUCAAAUUUGGAAAGCAACAAGUCCCAUGUAGUAAACACUGGGUGGGCUAUGCUGGCUCUCAUCGAGGCUGAACAGGCUAAGAGAGAUCCAACACCACUGCACCGUGCAGCCGUAUGCUUGAUAAAUUCCCAAUUGGAGAAUGGUGAUUUUCCACAAGAGGAAAUAAUGGGAGUCUUCAACAAGAAUUGCAUGAUCACUUAUGCUGGAUACAGAUGCAUAUUCCCCAUAUGGGCGUUGGGAGAAUACCGUCGUGUAUUGCAGGCCUGCUAAUAUCGCUUUAGUUAGGACACCAUUAGACUUAUUUCGACCUUUUAUCAUCCUCCACGGUUUUCUUCUCGAAAAGAUUUAUAACUUCUGAGUUUGGCAUCCGGCUAAACAGAGAGCAAUUAAAUUUACAGUGAAUUUUCUCGUGUCGCCCUUUUUUUAGAACAAGGAGCACGGUUAUGCAUUCUCUGUCAUGUUCAUAUAGUUGUUUACGAAUCAAUUUCUGAGAAAUAUGUGGGAGGUCUAAAGGAAAAUUAUAUGUUCUUUCUACUUUAUUUAAAUUUAUUGUUUAUCUUCAUUUCUUGGAAACUAGUCCAUCUAUAUGUGCGAUGUACAAGAUUGCAUGGAAUAAGUUAUAGGUAUUGUAAUUAUUUUAAAAAGAGAAGGUAAAUUACAAAUUAUAAUUAUUUCUAGCUUC